GGGUAGACAGAAGCAGCUUCGCAGCUAAAACCAACGUGACAAGCUGGAGUCUUAACAACAGCACCCGAACCGAGAGCAGUAGUUACACAGCAACCUGAAUAUCGUCUAGACCCACGAACAUAAUACGGAGCCGAAGAGCUGCCAUUUUCCGACUGCUGCAUUAGGAUAACGAUUCAAUUCCCGAUUGAGAAUUUCGUGCCAGCCCGGCUCGACAGAAACGGACCCCAGCCGCAGUGGAUGUUGUUGCAUUGUUCACGUGAAAGCAGGGAAAUCGGUGGUUUGCUGCGGAACAGCGCGCAGUCGACUGGAACCGCACUUUGUCAGCAUGUCUUAUCAAGGGAAACGUCGUUACGCCGGAUACCGAUUUCGUUAGGAUCGUUGCAUCGCGUUGGAUUCAACAGCCCCGUAUUAAACUUGGCCUGUAGUGCAAACAGUGCCGUGAAAGCGUAGUUGUACUACAUCUGUGGGAUUUACGAUUCAAUUUGAUAAUUUUCUGUAUAUUACUAUUCGGAUAUUACCUCUUGUAAAUUAUUUUCUCGGCCAACUUAACCGCAGCUGUCGCUUUGUCUACACCAGAGGAGCGUGGAAUGGAUAUCACGAUACGAAAGUAAAUCUGGACCUGGGUUUGGGUUUCGCUGCCAGGUUUCCUGCACUCUCUGGCGGUCUAAACAAUCUACAGGCCCCUGCCCUAUCCCUCUUGCGGUCCCUUAUGCCCAAUGACGGCUGUCCCAGGGUCACUGCAGGAUGGAUGAACUGGAUUUGACAGUUUCUGUCUGUCACCGUCAGUGCUUGCUUAUCUGUGACUGUGUCUUGUUCUUUUACGUUUAUAAAAGAACACCUCCUCUCCUGGGCCUUGGCCCCAUACACUGUAAGAGUAAGUGUUAAUAAGGAAUACCCCAGAGAGGGGGCUCUCCAACUCUGUGGCUCACCUGAGCUUUUAUAUUUUCAUCGCAUUUUUGUGCCACAGUCAGGAGUUUGUUUGGAACAGGAAAUUUCCACGAAACGUUUACAUUUGAGUUUCUUCGUUGUAAUUUAUUUAUACUUUUCAGAGUAUUUUUGUUUUCGUUCUCGGAGACAUGUCGUCAAAAAAUCCCGACAAGGUGGUGACCUUCUUGGCCCCUCCACCACCAAAGAAUGUGAAUGGCUCCGGUUCGGACUCGCUUGUGAGUGAGAAACUAGACACGGAGGUCAGAAAGCGCCGCCACACAAUGGAUAAAGACCAGAAGACAGCCGAGCACAGAUUUUUUAGGCGCAGCGUCAUCUGUGACUCCAAUGCCACGGCACUCGACCUGCCGAGCAAGGCCUGCAUCCUCACCUCGCCCUCGGACCGCGAGCAGUUCGUUGUGCCUGCAGGCCUUUGUUCGACACCUGACGUAACCAGUGAUGCCCGGGUGGGUGUUUCAGGGGUUGUGGAGGAAGAGCAUGCAGAGGACAUGGGCAGUGGAGGAAGACGCGCUGGGGUUGAUGCGACAGUGGAGGUACAGAGCCCAUCUGUGCAGGAUGUGGAUGUGAGGAAGAUUGAGGUCCUUGGGACUGCAGAGACGGAGGUCUGCGAUGUUGGCGAACAAGAGCAGGAAAGCAGCGAGGCAGACAAACGUGAGGAAGAGGAGAAAGGGGUGGCAAAGGCUCGGGCUGAGGCUGAACAGAGGGAGGCUGAGAAAAAGGUCCAGGAUGACAUCGAAGAAGUGGAGACGAAAGCUGUAGGCACUUCGCCAGAUGGACGUUUUCUCAAAUUCGAUAUAGAGAUUGGACGUGGCUCCUUCAAAACGGUCUACAAUGGCUUGGAUACUGAAACGACAGUGGAAGUCGCAUGGUGUGAACUGCAGGAUCGAAAGCUGUCUAAAUCGGAACGGCAGAGGUUUAAAGAAGAGGCCGGCAUGUUGAAAGGGCUGCAGCACCCAAACAUCGUGCGUUUCUACGACUCGUGGGAGUCGCCUUCCAAAGGUCGCAAGUGCAUCGUGCUGGUGACAGAACUCAUGACAUCAGGAACGCUAAAAACGUAUCUCAAGCGCUUCAAGGUGAUGAAGAUAAAAGUAUUGCGGAGCUGGUGCCGACAGAUCUUAAAGGGCCUCCACUUCCUACACACCAGGGCGCCUCCCAUCAUCCACCGGGACCUUAAAUGUGACAACAUCUUCAUCACCGGCCCCACUGGAUCUGUUAAGAUUGGGGAUCUGGGCUUGGCCACCCUCAAGCGCUCUUCAUUUGCUAAAAGUGUCAUAGGUACCCCUGAGUUCAUGGCGCCUGAGAUGUACGAGGAAAAGUACGACGAAUCGGUGGACGUGUACGCCUUCGGGAUGUGCAUGUUGGAGAUGGCGACCUCUGAGUACCCUUACUCCGAGUGUCAGAACCCCGCUCAAAUCUAUCGCCGGGUCACCAGCGGAGUUAAGCCUGGCAGCUUUGACAAGGUAGCCAUUCCAGAGGUGAAAGAGAUCAUCGAGGGAUGUAUUCAGCAAAACAAAGAUGAAAGAUAUGCUAUCAAGGAUCUUUUGAACCAUGCCUUCUUCCAGGAGGAGACAGGAGUACGAGUUGAGCUGGCCGAGGAGGACGACGGUGAGGUGAUCGCCAUCAAGCUCUGGCUGCGCAUCGAAGACGUCAAGAAACUAAAAGGCAAAUACAAAGAAAACGAAGCCAUCGAGUUUUCCUUCGACCUCAGCAAGGAUGUUCCAGAAGAUGUGGCUCAGGAAAUGGUUGAGUCGGGCUACGUUUGUGAGGGCGACCACAAAACCAUGGCCAAGGCCAUCAGGGAUCGCGUGGCCCUGAUCAACCGCAAGCGAGAGCAACGACAGCAAGUACGAGCCGAACAAGAGAAACGCAAACGGGAGGAAGAGCAGAAGCAGAUUUCCAGCGAGUCUUUGAAGAACACACCAACCUCUCACGGUACUCAGAGUCAGUGCGGAACCCAGCCUCCCACUCCAGGUCUUAUUCAACCUGAUUGCGAGGAACUUGAGGCAGAACAGCAGCUUCAGUACUCACAAAGUGGAAUGGCCUCUGCUGAUGGGACGCUUGACAGUGGUCAGGGUUCAUCUGUGUUCUCAGACGCUUACCUGAGCCAGGUCAACAUGUCGUAUGGUUCUCCUGCAACGUCCCAACAACCCCAGGUGCCCGGACAGGGCCCCUUGCCCCCCGUCUCUCAGGCUCCCCAGCAGCACACCCCGUACCCCCAGCAACCCAUGCCGCAGUCAGUGAGUCAGCCCUACGGCGGAGGAGGCUCAGGUCUGGUUGAGCCCCCGCACUUUUUCCCCACCAUCCCAGAGCGGCCCGUGUCUUUCUCGCCUCCGCCGUCUUGCCCACCCAAAGGUUUCAACGUGCAGCGUCGCAAGAGCACCUCCAUCCUGGAGGCCCACACGCGACACUUCCAGCCCGCCUACCACCGUAGCUACGGCAGCAGCUUGCACCCGUUCUCCGGCAUGGAGGCCAUGGGUGCCGGCGUUGAUCCUUCUCUGUUCGUGAUGCAAGGAAUGGCGGCUCAAAGGCUGGCCGAGCCACUGCACCUGCCACCCCCUACAGAAUCCAUCUACGGAUACAAGGAUGUUAGAGCCGAGCAAGAGAAAGCCGUCCGGAGGUUGAGUCUUAAUCAGGCUGCGUUAAUGGAACACUUGGAAGCCAUGUCGUAUGGUGGCUACCCGAUGACGGCUCAUCAGUUGAGCCACAUCGCUUUCCAUCAGCAGAUGCAGGCGGCGGCUGCUGCCGCCAGCUUGGCCUACGAGGCUCCGCCUCAACCUGGGACAGCUUACCUGCACCCUCACGUGCAAAACCACAUGCGUUUGACCCAGAGCCCAGUCCCGCAACUGCCUCCCAUGAGCUUGUCAAGCUCUUUGUCUGUGGGACAGCCAACUGGGGCAGUUGGUGCUGGUGAUCCUGUCUAUCAACCUCACACGUUUCCUCAUUCAGCGCCGCCUGUGUUGGCACAUACUGCCGAACCCUUUGAAUUCCACAUGCACAACCUUCAGGCAGACCCCGCCAUGCUGGCCUCCAGACUCUACCGAGCCCGCCGCGGCUCCAUGGACCUUAACCUUGAGGAAGCGGCCAGCAGUGCGGGCGUGUGCGGUCGCUUGCAGCCCGUCACUGAAGAACUAUACAGCUACAUCAGCCCAGAACUCCCUCUUCCCCCUGGUAACCUGCUUCUACACGGCCCGAAAGAUCACAGCCCUGAGCCAUCAAGCGACUCAAUGACCUCCUCUGAUGCUGGUGAGUUCCACUCACCUCCCCCUCAUCCAUUGUACCAAGGUCAAGAGUCCUCCGGCGCUCAGUCUAUCCCUCAGACUUUGUAUUACAAAACGGAGGGAGGGAGCAACGUCAGCGACGGACACCCACCCAGUCAGCCGACGUUUCUGUACGUCCCAUCCUCCGAAUCGUCGGGUCUCCCGUCCUUGCACAUGAGUGCCUGGGGCCGGCAAACCACCCUUCAACCGAACCUCGCAUACCACGAGGCUGCCCUGUCUCAUCUGCAGGUGCAGGUUCCCAUUCCGCAGUCCACAACUUCCAUUUCUUUGGUUUCCUGCAGCACCCCAUCGGCCGUCCCCGCUCCUCAGCAGUAUGGAGGUUACUACGUCCAAGCGCUCCCUUCGCAGGUUCCUGUAUUGCAGCAGGUUUCUCUAGGACCAGCUUCCCAACCUGGUUUGUCUGUACCCCAGCAAGCUCCACAACAGUCUCCCAGCAACGUGGUUCAGACCGGCUCCCAGACGCAGGUGCAGACCGGGCCUCCACCCACACAGACUCCUCACUCCGUCGCUCAGACUUUGACAACAGAGCUGUCACAACUUCAAGCUCCUGCGGUGGAUAGUUAUCACUCUGACGUGGCAUCUGGGCUCAGUGAUGGUAAUGAGGGCGUAACGGGCGGCAGGCAUGAGGGUCGUUCGGCAAAACGGCACCAGCGCAGAUCAGUGCGCAGUCGUUCGCGCCACGACAAGACCUCUAAAGCCAAGCUCAACGUCCUUAAUAUCUCCAGCAUGGGCGACAGAGUUGCAGAAUGUCAGCUGGAAACACAUAACAGAAAAAUGGUGACGUUUAAGUUUGAUCUGGACGGAGAUAACCCAGAGGAAAUUGCACAGAUAAUGGUUCAGAGUGAAUUUAUUCUAGAAAGCGAGCGCGAGUCCUUCAUCGAGCAGAUCCGGGAGGUCAUAGAGACAGCAGAUGAGAAAGGUGUAGAGCGAGAACGCAGCCAGGCGGUCAAUGAUCAUGUGCAACAUCUGCCCACCACCUCUGCACCUCUUGAACAAGGCAUACCGCCUUGUUCAGCUGCCCUGGUGGUCCAUUCAGCAGGCCGCAGGUUUAUCGUAAGUCCAGUGCCCGAAUCCAGGCUAAAAGACCAGUUCUUCAGCUCACCCCAACCCGCCGUCCCCGUGGGUCAAGAGCCUUCAUCCUUGCCAGGUCUAGGGCUUUCAAUGUCUGCGUCCGUAGUCAGUUUGCAAAAGGCAUUUUCGGAGAUGCGUCAGGGCCAGUUUGACCCCGGUCCCAGCACUGCACCACCAAUACUCCACACCUCAAUGCCCCCUCUACUGCCCCCUGUAACACCCUUGCCCUCUGGCACCGCCCCGAUGGUCUCUCCCCCGCUAGCACAUGUGUCUGAAGUAACCUCUUCGGCAUCUCUACCCACUGUGUCAGCAAACCCUCCGGGGUCGACAUCACCACCUCCUACCCUUCAACAGACGCCAACCUCUGCCAUGACCUCCACACCCACCCAUUCACUGCCCAUGUCUCAGCCCCCUCAGCCUCCAAGUCAGCCAUCUAUACCUACCGGCAUCAGUGUUAUUACGUCUCCCUCAUCUCUGCCUGUGCAAGCUCUGCCCAGCACCAUGCCCGCCUCUACAUCGUUCCCCCAGACAACAGUUCUUGUGCCAGCGCCGGCCAGCAUGGUCGCAUCGCUCCCUCAACCAGUGGCUCCUGUGAAUGUUGUGGGUUCUGUUUCCGGCAGCAGUGCCGAACAGCCGUUCAUCCCCUCCACGACUGCUCAACUCACGCCAACUGUAGUUCCCACCACGGCUUUUGAAACACCCCAGCUCGCACCUUCCACCAUCCCCACCACGGUAAUUCCCUCCGCAGCCGCCCAGCCACAGGUACCCACCCUCCAACCCGUCACCACAAACAUACCGCUCACUCAGCCCACGCUGGUGCACAGCCAACCUCAAACCUCCACCGUGCCCAACCAGAGCCACAUUCAUUGCGUGGAUUGUGACAGCGACCCGCAGGGAAAGGGCGUUGAUGACAUUCAAGCUCUGGAUAAGAAACUACGCUCUCUCUUUAUGGACCUGGGGUCUGGUCCGCCAUCCGCCCAGUCCGAUAUGACCUCUGACCCCAUGGCGACCCCAAGCGUCCCUGGCACCUCCUCCCCAACCACAUGCGCCACCCCUAGUGGUACCCCCCUUCCUCCCUCUAGUUUACCCCUGAGCACCUCCGGUCAUCAAACAGGCUCCCCGAUGACCGCCAUGGGUAAUGGAUCCACCCCUGUCGGCUACAGUCAGACAACACCAUCUAAAGCUCCGUUGUCAAGGUUACCGGUGUUGCCUGCUGGCCUCGAUCAGGCUGGCUCGCCGCCAUCAGAGCACCUACCACCCUUCCCAGGACCUUGUUUAAUUCAGUCUCAGCAGCCCUUGGAGGAUCUGGACGCCCAGCUGAGACGGGCUCUGAGUCCAGAGACCGUCCCAAUCAGCAGCGCCAUGCAUCAGUGCUCCGUCACCGGGAUGCCAUUUGGAGGACAGCCAGUUCCGUUUUCCUUGGAUGGAGAGCCAGCGGCUGUACCCGCAACUGGAGGCUACAAACUGGGACGAUUCCAGGUGUCAGUAGCUCCUGAUGAGAGUUCCCCGCAGGCUCCCACCACCUCCCGCGACUCAUCUACCACAUCAUCAUCUUCCACCUCAUCGUCCUCCUCCACCCUCUCGAGCCCUGAGCACACGCUGCACCGGACCUCCUCUCCCCUCAGAAACGCUGCGGCAGACAGGAUCGACAGCCCCACCUCCGACCGGAACGCCAUCUCACCCCAGCCCACCGCCAUCGGACGUUUUCAAGUCACUACUAAGGCGGACACCAAAGUGGGUCGUUUCUCCGUGAGCGAGAUGUCUGCUCCUGAACGCCAACCGGGACCUCACUCCCAUCCAGCCUUAGGAAACGGUCCAGCCCAGAGUCCCGGCCCUCUCAACAACUCCAUCAGUCCCUACCUGAGCAGCGACAAUGACUCGGAGUUCGAAGACGAGGACUUUAAGAGAGAAGUCAGCAGGCUGAGGGAGAAGCACAUGAUUGAAAGCCAGGCCCUGUAUGUCCGACAGAAAGCCGAGAUCGACACCCUUUUUGCACGUUUGGGCAAAGCUCCGCCCGGCAUGAUCAACCCACCUGUUUUGUAUCCCGCCGGCCGUAGACGACGUCCUGCCAAGAGCAAGAGCAGCAAAUCCAGCCGCGGCAGCUUGCAGAGCAGCAAGAGUCCUGUACAGCCAGCAGCCAGCACUUUAUCAGCGCAGAGCGCUCCCUCUGUGUACCCGUCCCAGCAGGCGUUUCUGGCCCCUGGGGGGAUGAUAGAUGGGGGCAGCAGCCCUCUGCUCCAGUCCUUCAAACCCUCCCCCUCUAAUGAGAACCUGUGUUCCGCUUACACCAGCGACGGCACGCUCUCCGCGCCCAGUUUGUGCGUCACUUCGCAAGGCUGUAUAAAGUUUAGCUGUGGGUCGGAGAGAGUGACCUUCAAACCAGGUGGCAGGAGGACGCGUUUUCUGAGUACGCCCUGCUUGGCUCUUUGGAAGAUGGUGAAAAAAGUCUGCCCCUGCAACCAGCUCUGUAGGACGAGCAGCACCAAUACGGUGGCGGGAACUGGUCUGAAUCCAAACCAGCCGUCCGUCUCUCAGUCCCAGAGCUGCAAGGGGAUGUUCACAGACGAACUGCACAAGCUGGUGGACAACUGGGCCAGGGAUGCUAUGAACCUGUCCCAGGGCAAGAGAGUCACCAAACAUCAACAACAUUCGGCCCCUCAGGGCAACAGUCACGAUAUGGUCCCUCCUGCCAACAUGGGCCGUAAGUACUCCGCUCCGGGCCAGCUGUGCCCAAGCAUCGCUUCGACUCUGAGUGGUCACCCAUCCAUACCCAACACUCCUGCUACCUCUCUAGGGACCCGGAAAGGCUCCCUGUGCCCCACGCCGCAGUACGGUUACCCAUCCGCACCUUACAGCGCCCAGUGGGCCAGCUCUGCCCCGCACGCCCAGGGUGGCCUACUUGCCUCCUCGCAACCCCUGGGCCAGUUUCCACCGGUUCCCACCCCAAUACAGACCUUCCACAUCAGCACUUUGCAAAAGUCAGUCAGCCACCCUGGCGGACCCAACCUGAAGACCACAUAGUGCAGGGCCUUGCCGUGCUAGGCCGAAAGAUUUUGGUGGAGGGGACGGUCAGAGAAAGAGGCAGGGGGCUGAUAUGGGAUUUGGAAUGUGUGUGCUAUUGCAUUGCAGAUUUGUCUGAAAGCAUUGAGAGGUUUGAAGAGAAAGAAGAUGCCAAGAUGCACCUGCGGAAUCUUCUUGCACAUUUACAGAUAAUGUCCAACCAGACACAGGAGGGGACGAAUACGCAACGAAUGCAAUGUGAUGUGGCCAAAGACAGUUUUACAAUUGUUAUGGUUUAACAUCUUUCAAAGUGUGUAGCGACGUCAUCGUUCACCAUCCAGGCCCACACAUUUUACUCCAGAGUGAUUUGAAUCGACUGGUUUGCUGUCUCGCCUUUUAUCUCCUCACACUCGCUCAUCGUCAGCAAACGGAGGGCGGUUUGGAGACGGACAGACAAACCGCGUACCCCUGUUCCCCCUGCCCUCGACCCUCUGCUGCAAUGCCAUGAAAAAUGCAAUAAUUACAACGGUGGGGGAAAAAACUCUGUUUUAAAACACAAAAAGUGUCCUUCAUUCGAUAAAACGAAAAUCCGUGUACAAGAUCGUACUUUGUUUUUAAAUUGGGUUGUGAGGGUUAUGAUUCCAUUUGUUUUGUUUGGUUGGGUUGGUUUUCUUACCGUACGCCCUUCGAGCCGGCCUUGUGUAGCAAAUGUUAGAGAGAUUUCUGUUUUUCAGAUGUUCGGAGGCCUUUAAGCUGCCCCAGGGUUUGUGCUACAAAAUACUACGGCUUCCCAGCAUGCUUUGCAGCACAUUCACAUGCUUAAUAUCCUCUUCCACCUCUCUCAUCAGGCCACACCGUAAGGCGAGCUGUAAUGGUGUAUUAUAGUUUAGAUAAACAGAUCUGUUCCUUUUGGUGGGGGAGUCCGUCUGUCAAAACCCAUGGCCCCCUUUGCAGUGAAUUAGAGGUCAACAUUUUGCUGCGCCCAUUUAUGGUAAAUGGCAGAAGAUUGUGGUCACCAUUCACGCUGUCUUUAUUUGGGGUGGGUAGAUGUGACAUGUAGACCCAUUCACCGACAAAGCUCUGAUGGUACAGCUUUUUUUGAUCCUGGCAGCAUUUUGGGGGCCUGUUAUAAUAGUUGGCAACAGUCAAAUGAGAAGGUUGUGUUCUGUAUGGACCUGUAUUUACUCAUCAGUUUUUGAUGUUGAAACACUGUGAUUAUUAUAAAUGUUGUUGGACAACAUGCGUUUAAAUUAAAGGUAGAAAAAAAAACAUAAAAUUGUGAGGGUUAUGGAUAUUAGCGUUCAUGAGAUGUAAGGCUAGCUAUUUCAUUAUUUCACAACUUAUUGGAGACACUUUAACCUUUUUGUUUUUCCCCUUUGUAUUUUUUGUGUAUUCGAAAAAAUGUGAAUGUAAAAUGUAAAAAUGUACUUGAAGAAACGUUCUCUUUUUGCCCACGUCCGGUGAGCUUUCCGAAGAUUAUAGUGCCUUGCUUUUUUACUUUUCUUUGCUUUGGGGUUUGACGCCUGCGGAGAGUCUGAACGGUGCCGGUGUUUGGACCUCGCAGAGGGUGAGUGUUUGUACAUGACAGAAUAAAGAUAUCGGUUUGAGUGCCGUUUUAGCUCGGCUAUGACUGAAACCAUUUGACGGCACAGUUGUAGACAUUUGACAGUGUGCGAAAAGGAGUUUUGAAGCUGGGGCUGUUGUAUGUAAUGCACGCCGAUACCAAGAAACCUGCUGAGAUCAUCUGAAAAACCAGGUGGGGCUUCUUUUUUUUAAAGGCUGGGUGCCUGCGAAAGUGCUUAAAUGCCAUUUCGAUACUACGAGUUUAGAUGAUCUUAGCAUGCAUAAGUGUGCAUAUCACCAGCGCACCCUUCUAUAAAUGUGUCGCCAUGUUUACUUGAGAGCAUCAUGACCGGCUCUUGUGAUGGUGAGGAAGAUUGAGGUGCAAGGCAAAGAACGUUGGUACACGUGAGACGGUUUGUUGUAUGCGUUUAAAUAUAUCCUAUUAGCUUAACUUGCUUAGACACCAUCCGUGUGUUGAGAAGCACUUUGACUAGUUAACUCAGUUUGGACGUUGCUGUGACAGGACGUGAAGGAUGCAGAAAGGUGGAGAAAGUUAGCAAUCCUCACCAACACGACAUGGCCAAAACAGUGCUGGUUCAGACGAGCGCUUGCAGUUGUUACUUUGCUUCAGACUCGCUGCGUAGAUGAGUUUUCAUGCUACUGCAAUGGCCUUGUGGUUUAUGGCUUAGUAGUAGUUUCUUACGGGAUCUCUUUUGUGGCAGUCACGCAACAACUGGUCAAGUGCCGGUCGAAUCACUCUUGUAAAUGCUUUCAGUCCUAAUUCAUCAUUAACAAAUGUACAGAUUUUUAAAACCUUGUUUUCCAGGUUAAGACUGUAAUGGUUACAAAAUGUAGUGCAGUUGAACUUAGUGGAGACACUCGUCACCUUAACUACUGAAUGGACUUAGAUUACAAUUUGUUGCGUACGGCUUCGUGUACUGAGUGAAACGUCUGGUACAGAAAAACGUCACUAAUCAGCUGUACAG
Molecule: messenger RNA, 10843 nt
Organism: Triplophysa rosa
Lineage: Eukaryota; Metazoa; Chordata; Actinopteri; Cypriniformes; Nemacheilidae
Gene: wnk1b
Product: WNK lysine deficient protein kinase 1b
Exons: 31
Coding region: 1077-8315 (2412 amino acids)
Biological process (GO): protein phosphorylation; intracellular signal transduction; positive regulation of potassium ion import across plasma membrane
Cellular component (GO): cytoplasm; cytosol
Molecular function (GO): potassium channel inhibitor activity; protein serine/threonine kinase activity; chloride channel inhibitor activity
Source: RefSeq, a predicted model, not a curated record